AUGGCGGGAGUUCAAGCCUUUCGAACUGUGAAAAUAAACGUGAACUACGAGCAAGAUAAAAAGCAAGGUGCUCUUAUCAUCGAAUUGGACGAUAUUGCAGCUGGUGGUUUACUUCAUAGAAUUCAAGAAAACACGCGUCGUUACAUCAAAAUGUUUUACGAUGUUAUUGAUAAAAAAGAAAAUAGACUAAUGCCUGCACCAGAAAGAGAAAUUGAUUUUGAUGAUGAUGUCAUCGACGUAAUCAUGCAACAUCGAAGAGACAGAGAUAGCCGAAGUUGCGUUGGCCAUUUAGUGACUAUACAAGGCAUCAUUACUCGUGUUUGUGAUGUAAAGCCAUUCUUAAUGGUUGCUGGGUUUUCAUGUGAAAUGUGUGGUGAAGAGGUGUUCGAAGAAGUGACAAAAAAAACUUAUUUGCCACGCGUUGAAUGCCCAUCAGAAUCUUAUGCAAGAAUUGGUAGGUCAAAUUAUUAUUAUUAUCGUUUUUUAAACACUAUGUUUAGGCCUUCGCAUGAACCAGUAAGUCCUGGGGAUGUAGUAAAUGUAUCUGGAAUCUUUCAAGCAACGCCACAUUAUGGGUAUAAGGGAGGAAAUACUCUACUGACCGAUGUUUACCUUGAAGGUCAGUAUGUUCAUCAGCUCAAAAAACAAUAUGAUAAAAUGGAAAAAAUUCCAGAAAUUCAGGAAAAGGUAUACAAACUCGCUAAGGACCCCGAGGUUUAUACUAAAUUAUCGAGGAGUAUCGCCCCGGAAAUAUAUGAUGGAAUGAAAAUUCGUGGUGAUUUAAAUAUAUGUUUAAUGGGAGAUCCAGGUGUUGCCAAAUCGCAAUUACUCAAAUACAUAUGUAAAGUAGCACCACGAGGGGUAUAUACUACUGGACGUGGCAGUUCAGGCGUGGGUUUGACGGCAUCAGUAGAGCGGGAUCCAGUGACGAAUGAAAUGGUACUUGAGGGUGGCGCAUUGGUUCUUGCAGAUAAUGGUAUUUGUUGCAUCGACGAAUUUGAUAAGAUGGAAGAUACUGACAGAACAUCCAUUCAUGAAGUGAUGGAACAACAAACUAUUAGUAUCAGCAAAGCAGGCAUCACAACUACAUUGAACGCACGUACGUCAAUUCUUGCUGCUGCGAAUCCACUUUAUGGACGAUAUAAUCCAAAAGUAUCUCCAAGUCAUAAUAUAAACCUUCCUGCGGCUCUUUUGUCGAGGUUCGACAUUCUGUUUUUGAUCUUGGAUAGGCCGGAUAUGGACGAAGAUGCAAGGUUAGCACAUCAUGUAGCAUACGUUCACAUGCAUGGUAAGCAACCCCAAACGGGUACCGAAGUGCUGGAUGCAGAUACGAUCAGACAUUACAUUGCUGAAGCUCGUAGUAAACGACCAGUUAUUCCAGAAGCGAUAGCAGAACAUAUGGUCGAUACAUAUUGCGAUAAUCGACAAGAACAAAAAAUCGCAGAAGCACGAAAGAAAGAAUUUACUUAUACAAGUGCUCGUACGCUUUUGGCAGUGAUUCGUUUAUCACAAGCAUUGGCGCGUAUCCGACUCGAAGAUGAAGUCAAAGAUGCUGAUAUUGAUGAGGCAUUAAGAUUACUUAUGGUAUCAAAGGAAUCAUUAAAUGAUCCAGCCGACAGAGAUUCUAGAACUGAUAGAUCACCGACAUCCGCUAUUUAUGAUAUUAUUAUAUCAAUUUUCCGAAGAAGUAGAACUAAUGGUACGCUUCAAUAUCUCGAUAUCAAAGAAAGAGUGAUUGCGCAGGCAUUUACAGAAGAUCAGUUAAAGGAAUGUAUCAAAGAAUAUGAAGAAAUUGGUAUUUGGGCCUUGAAUAGUGAGCAGACUAUUUUGUCGUUGCUUCAGGAUGAUCAGUUUGAAGACGAUCAGAACGAAAAUAAUGACUUAUAA
Messenger RNA from Racocetra fulgida, 1887 nucleotides. NCBI's taxonomy places the organism in Eukaryota, Fungi, Glomeromycota, Glomeromycetes, Diversisporales, Gigasporaceae. The record is from the annotation of a GenBank genome assembly.